CUCGCGCCUGCCAUUUAAGCCGAAGCUAUAGCUUGAGCUAUUUACAUCGUCCUUUACCCAGCUUCCAACAAAAUGGCCCGCACCAAGCAGACCGCUCGCAAGUCCACCGGUGGCAAGGCGCCCCGCAAGCAGCUGGCCACCAAGGCCGCUCGUAAGACCCCCGCCACCGGCGGUGUGAAGAAGCCUCAUCGCUACCGCCCCGGUACCGUGGCGCUGCGUGAGAUUCGCAAGUACCAGAAGUCGACUGAGCUGCUCAUCCGCAAGCUGCCGUUCCAGCGCCUGGUCCGUGAGAUUGCCCAGGACUUCAAGACCGACCUGCGCUUCCAGAGCCAGGCCGUGCUGGCGCUGCAGGAGGCCGCUGAGGCCUACCUGGUGGGCCUCUUCGAGGACACCAACCUGUGCGCCAUCCACGCCAAGCGUGUGACCAUCAUGCCCAAGGACAUCCAGCUGGCCCGCCGCAUCCGUGGCGAGCGCGCCUAAGUGUCCCGGCACCUGCGCUGCUAGCUGACGUCUCCCCGUUGUUUCGGGCGUGACAGCAGCGUGCGGCGUAACCCAAAAAAACUCGGUGUUUCUCAACACCACCUUAUCCUCGUGGUCUUGGGAGGGGCGGGCCGGGGUUGGCUGCGUCUCGUGGCGCCUGCAGGCAGCUACACAGUACAGUUAAGUGUUCCCCAGCACCAGAGAUAUUGUCAGGAAUUUGAAAACCCGAGGGGAGAGGUAACGAGCCUGGCUGCAGGAGGAGCCGCCCUUCACGAACAAUGACGACUGCCUUCCGGUGUGCACGGUAGUUGGUGGACCGGGGAUUUGUGAAGCCGCCGUGAAUGUAACUUCCCACCACA
Molecule: messenger RNA, 839 nt
Organism: Chlamydomonas reinhardtii
Lineage: Eukaryota; Viridiplantae; Chlorophyta; Chlorophyceae; Chlamydomonadales; Chlamydomonadaceae
Exons: 1
Coding region: 73-480 (135 amino acids)
Cellular component (GO): nucleosome
Molecular function (GO): protein heterodimerization activity; structural constituent of chromatin; DNA binding
Source: RefSeq, a predicted model, not a curated record